CCGGCCCGGCCAUGGCCGCGGCCCCCGAGCCGGCGGAGGCCGAGCCGUGCCCGGAGGCGCCCGUGCACCGGCUGAGCGUGGCGGAGCUCGAACGUGAGCUGGACUCUCGCAGCGAGCUGAUUGAUGACAAAGAAUUCGACAUUCCUCAAGUUGAUACCCCUCCAACGCUGGAGAGCAUCCUGAAUGAGACUGAUGAUGAAGAAGAGUCUUUCAUUUUGGAGGAUCCCUUUCUCUUGAACAUUGAUAACACAGAUACACACUCCUAUGACACCUCUUCUGUGGCCAGCUCUGACAGUGGGGACAGGACACACCUGAAAAGGAAGAAAAAACUCCCAGAUUCUCUCUCACUCCAUGGAUCAGUGAUACGGCUCUCACUCCUGAAAGGAAUUUCUGCCCAAAUAGUGUCUGCAGCAGACAAAGUGGAUGCUGGCUUGCCCACUGCUAUUGCAGCAUCAAAUCUGAUAGCAGUGGGGACUUCCCAUGGGUUAGCAUUGAUAUUUGGCAAAGAUCAGAACCAGGCUCUGCGGCUGUGUUUGGGCAGCACUGCGGUUGGGGCCCAGUACGGAGCCAUCUCUGCUCUCAGUAUCAACAAUGACUGUUCCAGGCUGCUCUGUGGCUUUGCAAAAGGACAGAUCACCAUGUGGGAUCUGGCCAGUGGGAAGCUGCUGAGAUCAAUAACAGAUGCCCACCCUCCAGGAACAGCCAUUUUGCACAUCAAGUUUACAGAUGAUCCGACACUUGCAAUUUGCAAUGACAGCGGAGGCUCCGUGUUUGAACUGUCAUUUAAGAGGGUUAUGGGAGUGAGGACGUGCGAGUCUCGGUGUCUCUUCAGUGGCUCCAAGGGGGAAGUUUGCUGUAUUGAGCCAUUACAUGCAAAGGUUGAUUUAAGAGACCAUCCUCUCACCCAGUAUUCACUGCUGGCCAUGGCCUCCCUCACUAAGAUCCUGGUUAUUGGCCUGAAGCCAUCUCUGAAAGUGUGGAUGACCUUUCCCUACGGCCGUAUGGACCCUUCGAGUGUCCCCCUGCUGGCGUGGCACUUUGUGGCUGUGCAGAAUGCAGUGAACCCCAUGCUUGCCUUCUGUCGAGGAGAUGUCGUCUACUUCCUUCUGGUCAAGAGGGAUGAUAGUGGUGCAAUCCAUGUGACAAAGCAGAGGCAGCUUCAUCUGCACUAUGAUCUCAUCAAUUUUACUUGGAUCAACUCACGGACAGCAGUGCUGCUGGACAGCGUGGAGAAGCUGCAUGUCAUAGACCGUCAGACUCAGGAGGAGCUGGAGACCAUUGAGAUCUCAGAGGUUCAGCUGGUCUACAACAGCAGCCACUUCAAGUCUCUGGCCACAGGGGGCAAUGUCAGCGAGGCCUUGGCACUGGUUGGAGAGAAAGCUUGUUACCAGUCCAUCAGCAGCUGUGGUGGUCAGGUCUUUUACCUUGGAACUAAGUCUGUUCAUGUCAUGACGCUGAGAAGCUGGAGAGAGAGAGUUGACCACCUUCUGAAACAAGAACGUCUCACAGAUGCCCUGGCUCUUGCUUGGUCCUUUUAUGAAGGUAAAGCAAAGGCUGUUGUAGGCUUGACUGGGGACACAAGCAAGAGGAAGGCAGUCAUUGCUGAUAGAAUGGUUGAAAUCCUUCUCCAUUACACUGAUCGAACUCUGAAGAAAUGUCCUGACCAAGGAAAAAUCCAGGUGAUGGAGCAACACUUUCAGGAUGUGGUGCCUGUCAUCGUGGAUUACUGUCUCUUGCUGCAGCGCAUGGAUCUAUUAUUUAACCAGAUAUAUGACAAGAUGAGUGAGAACUCUGUAGCCAAAGGCAUCUUUCUGGAGUGCUUGGAGCCAUAUAUCUUGAGUGAUAAGCUGAUGGGAAUCACAGCUCAAGUGAUGAAAGACUUGCUGCUUCACUUCCAAGACAAGAACAGGUUGGAAAACUUGGAAGCCUGCAUUGUGCAUAUGGAUAUCACCAGUUUAGACAUACAGCAGGUGGUUCUCCUGUGCUGGGAAAACCGCCUGUACGAUGCCAUGAUCUACGUCUACAACAGCGGCAUGAACGACUUCAUCAGUCCCAUGGAGAAGCUGUUCAAAGUCAUUGCUCCUCCACUGAGUGCUGGAAAGUCUCUCACAGAUGAGCAGGUGGUGAUGGGCAACAAGCUACUUGUGUAUAUAAGCUGCUGCUUGGCAGGCCGUGCAUAUCCAUUGGGUGAUAUUCCUGAAGAUCUGGUACCUUUGGUGAAAAAUCAGGUGUUUGAGUUCCUGAUCCGACUGCACUCAGCUGAGGGAUCUGUGGAUGAGGAGGUGUAUCCCUAUGUCCGCACCCUGCUGCACUUUGACACGCGGGAAUUCCUCAACGUGCUGGCUCUGACUUUCGAAGACUUUAAGAAUGAUAAGCAAGCUGUGGAGUAUCAACAGAGAAUUGUGGACAUUCUUCUGAAAGUCAUGGUGGAGAAUUCUGACUUCACCCCAUCACAGGUUGGCUGUCUCUUUACCUUCCUUGCCCGGCAGCUUGCCAAGCCCAACAACACCUUGUUUGUCAACAGGACACUGUUUGAUCAGGUGCUGGAGUUCCUGUGCAGCCCAGAUGAUGACUCCCGGCAUUCCGAGAGGCAGCAGGUCCUUUUAGAGCUGCUCCAAGCAGGAGGGAUUGUGCAGUUUGAAGAGAGCCGCCUUAUCCAAAUGGCGGAGAAAGCUGAGUUCUAUCAAAUUUGUGAGUUCAUGUAUGAACGGCAGCUUCGCUAUGACAAAAUCAUCGGCUGUUACCUGCGGGAUCCCCUGAGGAAGGAGGAAGUUUUCAACUACAUCCACAACAUCCUAUCCAUGCCUGGCUACAGUGCUGAGGAGAAGCAGCUGGUGUGGCAGAAAGCUUUGGACCAUAUAGAGGAGCUGCUGGUGCUGAGCCCAGGUAAAGCAGCUGAGCUGGCAGCCAUUCACUUCAGUGAGCAGAUCGAGAGCAUCAUCUCAAACCUGCAGGACCAGUUCUUGCUCUUCCAGUUCCUGAGGAGUCUCCUUGAUCCGAGAGAAGGCAUUAAUCAAGACCUGCUGCACCUCCCACCCUGUAUCACUGAGCAGUUCAUUGAGCUGCUCUGUCAGUACAGUCCAGACCAGGUUUUGGAGACACUCAAAGUUCUGGAAAACUGCAGACUGGAGGAAACCAUCCAGAUAACCCAAAAGCAUCAGCUCCAUGAGGCUUCUUCAUAUUUACUAGAGAAGAAGGGAGAUAUCCAUGGUGCCUUUUUGGUUAUGCUUGAGCGAUUGCAGAGCAAGUUGCUGAUGCUUACUCAAGAUAAUGGAAGCUCAGCUGAACCCUCCUUGCUAGAAAAUAUUGAAGAUACUUUGAUGAAAACAAUUGAUCUUUGCCAGAGGAAUUCACAUAGUUUAGACCAGCAACAGCGAGAGGCCCUCUGGUUUCCCCUGCUUGAGGCCAUGAUGUCCCCACAGAAAUCCUCUGGUUCAUCACAAUGUCCAUAUUCUGAGUCUUUGAAGAGUUUGACAAUGCAAGUGCUGAACAACAUGGCUGCAUUUAUUGCUCUUCCCUCAAUCCUGCAGAGGAUUCUCCAGGAUCCAGUUUAUGGAAAAGGGAAACUUGGAGAAAUUCAAGGGCUUGUCCUGGGAAUGCUGGACACUUUUAACUAUGAACAAACCCUUCUGGAGACAACCACGAGCCUUUUAAACCACGAUCUCCACUGGUCCCUGUGUAACCUGAGAGCCUCUGUCACCAGAGGCCUUACCCCAAAGCAGGAUUACUGCUGCAUCUGUCUCCAGCAGUACAAAAGGAGGCAAGAAACUGCUGAUGAAAUCAUUGUUUUCAGCUGUGGCCACUUGUACCACUCACUGUGCCUGCUGAGUAAGGAGUGUGGGGUGGUCACCAAGGGCCUCAUGAGGUGGAUGUGCUACAAAUGCAACUCGAGCAACAAGGGAGGGAAGCUGAGUGAGAACUUCUCAGAGCUGAAAAAAGGGACUGCAGCAUCCUUGGCACAGAUGAGUUCAGAGUCUGUGUUGGAUCCUCAGCAAAUCCAAGCUUUUGACCAGCUCUGCCGACUCAAUCGAGGCACGUCCCGACUGGCUCUCCUGACGGAGCUGGCGCGUGGGGGCCACGGCGGCGGUGACAAGCACGGGCUGCUCAGUGUUUCCCAGGGGGACCCGGCCACCAGCAGCGUCUUCCAGAACGAGAACUUCCAGCUGCACCUGACGCCCCCUCCGCUGGCUGAAGAGUAGCACUCCUGCCCUGGCUGGGCCACAGCUGCUCCCAGGAUGUGGUGCUGGGAAGCCUUCCCACCACAACACAGGAUUUUCCCCCACAGCACCUUUCCCAGACCCCUUCUGUGCUCACCCUCACUGGGUGCUGGUGGGUUGUAGCUCCAGCUCUGCUUUAGCAGUCGUGGUGCAGCUGGACUGGAAGCUGGAACUCUGGGACAGACCCCAGCACACAGAGGCACAGGGAGGGCUGCCUGUGCUGAUUCAGGGGUGCAUGGCAGCAGCAGGAACUUUUCCAAGCAAGUAACCAAAUCAACUCUGCCCCGUUGGAGGAGCCUGUCCUGUGCCCAGAGGCCCUGUGUCCCCAUGCUGUGCUGGUUCUGUGGCUGGGGGCCACACCUGAGUUCUGUGUUCUGCUAAAGGCAGCUGUUUUGGCAAGGCCUGGCCCUGCUGUCUCCUGGCAGUAGCUAUGGGGCCUGAGGGCACAGAAUGGGCAAAUGUGGAGAAGGCUUAAGAAUGCAGGACAUGACACCUGUGUGAGCAAACUGACCUGCACCUGCUGUGUUCUACCAACACAUUAAAGAGGCUCUUGGUUGAA
Molecule: messenger RNA, 4776 nt
Organism: Catharus ustulatus (Swainson's thrush)
Lineage: Eukaryota; Metazoa; Chordata; Aves; Passeriformes; Turdidae
Gene: VPS8
Product: VPS8 subunit of CORVET complex
Exons: 46
Coding region: 12-4199 (1395 amino acids)
Biological process (GO): protein targeting to vacuole; endosomal vesicle fusion
Cellular component (GO): HOPS complex; late endosome; early endosome
Molecular function (GO): protein binding
Source: RefSeq, a predicted model, not a curated record